Molecule: messenger RNA, 5884 nt
Organism: Lineus longissimus
Lineage: Eukaryota; Metazoa; Nemertea; Pilidiophora; Heteronemertea; Lineidae
Exons: 14
Coding region: 180-3827 (1215 amino acids)
Biological process (GO): protein deubiquitination
Molecular function (GO): cysteine-type deubiquitinase activity
Source: RefSeq, a predicted model, not a curated record
UCACAAAAUAAAAGUGACGAAUUUGUGACAAAACAUCUGCAAAACAUCCACAAAAAAAGCUCUGAAAUGUCCGAUCUUUGAAUUUAUCUUGCGGCCGUAUUGAGUUCAAUAGUUUCCUGGCUCAGCUAUUUAGUUAGUUGUCAAAGGCCUAAAAUAUAAAUAGUUGUGGUUCCAGUAUUAUGCCACCACAAAGACAGGGUAAGGGUAGUGUAACUGUUUUUACAAUGGCUGAAGCUGCAGAAGGCAUCGCUAGGGAAGAUAGCCCGAACAGACAGACAGCAACUUUAGCUAUGGCUGUAUCUGAUGGGAUGGAGGCAACAAACAGUGAUUUGAAGGAUGGUAACAUAGGGAUAUUAAAAGGCCCCCUGCCUUAUGGAGGACCAAUUGCACUUCCAUACCCAUCUUGGAACAACUCGUUCGGUAAUGAAGUGGAAGUGGAGAAGCACAUAAGAGAUGCGAAUGCUGUACAAGGCUCCUGCGGCCUCUACAACCUGGGCAACAUCUGCUUCAUGAAUGCUGGCCUCCAGUGUCUCUUGGCCAAUUCAAACUUCAUGAAAUUCUUCCUUGAUGACUACCAACCCAUUGAACACUACGAGACAUUGACGGCUAAGUUUGCCGAACUUUGCAGAAUGGUUUGGAGCUCAAACUACGUUCAGAUUCAUCCGAAAUUUUUCAAGGAGACUUUGGGGAAUUAUCACCCACAAUUUCAAAACAGCCGGCAACACGAUUGUCAGGAGUUCCUUGCAUUAAUAUUGGAUGACUUGCAUGAAGAGCUGAAUCAGGCUAAAUUAAACCGAUUUGGUAAUGUGUUUGCAACGUUCGGUGAAAAACCCGCAUCUGAGAAGGUUACCGAGGUGUCUGUUCUGCCACCGGAGGAGGAUUCUCAAGAUAUCUUGGAGGUGACGGCUAAUCAGUCAGACAUAACCGAAGGGGAGGAGCGUUCUAGUCACAGCCACUCGGUGUCGCCAGUAGAGCACCAGUGUAUAUCUGAAGAGAGUAAUCAGUCGGGAGAAGUGGCCACGCGCUUCAAGGCGCUGCCUCAGAAUGUGCAGGGUUUUAAAACUGGGACGGUUGUCGAGGAGAGUUUAGCUAAGGCUAAAGAGCAGGAGGAGGAUUUGAGUACGUUUUGUAAGAUGCUACGAAAGGGAAGCGAGUCACCGCCAGAGGUGAACGAGAAAGCAGUUAAUAUCAAUACCAGUUUGGGUAUUAGCGCUGCGACGGAUCACAACAAAGAAUCGGACUCAUUCAAAUUUGAGAGAAACUUCACCUGUGUGCCGAGCACUUCGGGGCAAAAUUUGAAUAUUCAUUCGAUCGAGACGUUCUACAUGAAAGAUACGAAAACGAAGAAUGUGAAUGUCUUGGCAACGGAAUUCAUGGAGGAAGAAAUCAAGACUGACUCGGAAAAAUUUCCACGCCAAGAAACUGUUGCCCCUAACUCUGUUGAUUUAAUGGACGAAAUGAUUGACAUUGACAUGUACCAAGAAUCGGCAAAGGGCGACAGUUACAAAGAGACGAACGAAAACAUUAACGUUUUACCCGUCGAGAGAAAAAAUAGUGAGAAAGGCGGCCUCCAUAGGAAAAAUCUCAAAUGUGAACUCGACCCGGACGAAACUAGCAUCAAUAAUAUCAAGCGCAUCAAGAUUGAUGAGGACCAGAAGAAUUUUAAACUGGAACAGUUGAAGAAAGUCAACACAGAUAAGAAUCAGUGCGUUACUACUAGUCCGCAUCAUAGUAACGUAGAUGAUGUUGCCUGUUGUUCGACACCUGUAGCUGAUGCCGGCGCCACCUAUCAGGGCCCGAUGUGGCAGGCGUUGAUGGAGAAGGAAGCUAACAAAGAGUGGGAGAAGUACACGGAGAGAAACUGGAGUAUUAUUGUGGAUACGUUCCAGGGGCAGUAUCGAAAUAUGGUGGUCUGUCAGGCGUGUCAACAUGUGUCUGUGACGUACGAGCCCUUCAUGUACCUGACAGUACCUCUGCCACAUGCUAUGGAGAAACAAAUUUGUGUAACUUUCAAGUACAACAAGCCACGCCCUCCCACCAGGUUCUUGGUGACUGUCAACAAGAGUGGCAACAUCGGCAAACUGCGGCAGGAACUCAUGUCUCUGGUCAGGAAAGAUGGCGUAGAGGGAGAGGUGGUGCUGGCAGAGGUGUAUGAGAAUCAUAUAUCACGAGUAUUGGAGGAUCACUUUCUCAUUCGCUAUCUAAGGGAAAGACGGACGGUUUACGCUUUCGAAAUGGGCCCAGCCCCGGCAACGGAGGACAGUGCCACCUCCACAGAUAUUGACACUAACAAGACAAUCACAACAAUGAAAAACGACAUCUCCUCCGGGUGCCAGAUCGCUGGACCAAUGGGAACGAGUCUGGAUGAUAACGACGACGAUCUCUUCACAUUUGAGGAGAAUCGGUCAAAUAAAGACCCGAAUGAAGAGGAUGGUGAUUACACGGAUAUGACGCCAUUGUUUCAAGAUUCCGAUGACGAAAAUGCGCGACGUCGUGAAAAUGAUAACUUGUUGUUGAACAAUAUGACUGUUUCAUCGACUGAUGUGAGCAUGGGCACUUACGAAAUCGGUUACUGGAACAAUGACGUAGGCACGUCAGCCGAUUAUUCGGGCGGUGCGAGCACUGAUGUGGGCGCUGGUUGUAGUGCGACGGCAGACCAGUGGAAGUCGUGCACGAUCUGUCUUGAGGAGAUGACCGAUAGUGAUCUGAUGGUCCAUACAUCAUGUGGUGGUACGCUUUGUCAGAGUUGUCUAGACAUGUCCAUCAAGCAUUAUGGUGAGAUGGCCUUUUCCUGCCCUGUCUGUUCACUGACAGUUGACCCCACAGAAGAAUUUGUUCCACUUUCCUCAGGUUACAAGCCAAAAAUCAGGAUUCUGACCAUUCCAGUAGUGUUUCGCUAUGAUCACACAGAAGAGGACGGCCUGGUGAAGUCUGACCUGUUCGGGCACCCAGCGCUGCAGUACUUCCCUAACUGUAUGACAGGAGAAGAGCUACGGGCCUUGGUGAAUCCUCUGGUACCGUUCAAAGCCGAGUACAAGAUAUUAUUUGUUGAUGGACAGGGCCUACAUUGCUCAAGGUGCCUCUACCACGAACACUGCAGGGGCUGCACGGUGGACUUGGAGAGUGACGUCAACAUCCUACCUGGAGACCAUCUUGCUUUAUCAUUCGCUGACAUCCCCGUGGAACUACGAGAUUUGGCUAGUCAUGUGACGGACGAUGAGAGCCUGGUGUCCCUCCGCCCAAAUCAGACUUUGACGCUCUACGACUGUCUCAGGGCAUUUACACAAAGUGAGGUGCUUGACGAGCAUAACCCCUGGUUCUGUCCACGCUGCCGCAUGAAUCAAAGAGCCAACAAAACAAUAUCACUGUGGAGGUACCCCGACUGGGUCAUCAUCUAUUUGAAGAGAUUCGUGUUCCAUGACCUGUCGAGCAGCAAGAUUGACAACAAGGUCUCGUUCCCGCUGGAGAAUCUAGACCUUCAUGACUACCUCUCUGGUCCAGCCAACAAGGAGUUACUCUACGACCUCAAGGGAUGUGUCUGUCAUUUUGGAGGCGUCAAUUCCGGUCAUUACACUGCCUACACGAAGCACCCUGUUACCGAUACCUGGCAUUAUUACAAUGAUGAGGCGGUCACCCUUCAAGAGCCCCAGUCAGAAGAUUAUGGCAACGCGUACAUCCUCUUCUAUCAGAGAAAAGGAUCGGGAGUUGACCUGUCAAAGUCGGAGAAGCGGUUUAUGGAAGCACCAGAAACAGCCAACAAUCUACCAGGGACAAUUUAUUUAAACGAUGACCAGCCUGGGCAUGCCAAUCUAGACUUUUACUCCUGAAAACGUCAUCGAGAUGAAGGCAUAUCUUCACGCCAGGAGAUUGAAAUACGAUCCAGUCAUACAUUCUCUAAACUCAGGCUCAUAUCAAGUUGAUCUGAAACUCCAAUACAAGCCAAGCGAGCUUACGAAAACUAAUGUGAUUCAUGCCUUUAUUACAGACUGAACAAUGCUGUGGCUUCACUGUUGUUAACUUGAUAUACACGUUGGAAUUUCGAUCAACUUGUGUCGUGGUAGGCUUACCAUUUAAAUUUGCAGUCAUUGUAAGCCUGGAAGCUUUCCUGAAUGUUUCAUUUUCACUUUGAAAAAGAUUAGUGCAAACAAUGGUCCACGCCCCCGUGGUUUGGGGUUUUCUGCUUAAUUGCCUGUUUGCUAGUCUGCACAGAAUGACUUGUAAAGACAAUUGUCGUCAUUCAGAUUUGGUAUGUGUUUCUGUGAUCUGUAAUAUUCUGUGCUAUUUUCAUGCCUAAUUUUGUAGUGAUGGUUGUCUAUUGCAGGGCCAGUCUCCUCACGAACAUUUGCUGUUAUAUUGGCUUACAAAUGCAUAUCCUAGGUAUUGAAAUUUACAUGGGUAGGUUUGUUAUUUUGAUCACAAUGAAAAUCAAGAUUUUUUCAAAUUUACAUUAUUGGUGUCGAGUGGUUUAGGCCUUGGGGUCGGAGGGUUCUGGGGGUCACUGCUUUUGGUGCUUCAAACUGAGUGCAGUUUUGGAGCUUGUCCUACCUGUAAAGAAAUAAUGCAGCUAUUUUUCUUAGAAGUGUACCCCCUUUCCUGUUGUGAGAGAUGUUUCAAGCAUAUCCAUACAUAGACACUUUGUGUAUUCAAUGUUGUAGAGCCUAAGAUAUCCAAGAGUACAGUACUGAAAUACCCCUUUAUAUUUACAUGUAAUAUUGAGUUAAGUAGACAUUGUAGGAUUGUGAGCCAGCUUCGAGGUAAUUUGUAAAAUAUUUUAGUAAAAAUAUUUUCAACAUUGUGGUGUUUUUAAACCUGUAUUCCGCCUGCUGGCACUGAAGAUAACAACGAACGUCAGGGUGUCCAAAAGUUAUCGUUAAUUUGAAGAUUUAACUCUACAGUCAUCGAUGAUAAUUGUAAUUUUCGCUCUUUUUUUGCAUGUCUUGCCUCAGCUGUGUGGUACCUUGCAGAUUUAUUUAUUGAAAACCAAUCUACCGAGUGUGACUUGAUAUGUUUAAUAUUUUCAAAGGGAGACUAAAGGCAGGUGCCAAAUUUGAACCUCCCUUAGUGGACACCUCUCUAUUAAGGACAACCUCUCUAAUAAGGACACUACUUUUGGUCCCAAAUUGGUUGUUUCCAUUCAAUUUGACCUCUCUAAUCAGGUCACCUCUCUAUUAAGGACAGCACUUUUCAGUCCCAAGGGUGUCCUUAAUAGAGAGGUUCUACUGUAUACAAAGUUGUCAAUAGUUGUCUCAACAUUCAAACUGUAUAUCAGCACUCUUCACACCUUAAAGUUUUUUCACCAAGUCAAACAAGACGAGUUCUCCAACUUUGCUUCUUAGUCACCUUAACAUCACCAAUUGGACCAAUAGUUCCUGCCUUAUAGACCCCCUUCAACAAUCAGUGUCAUCUUCUGGCAUUUGUAAAUUGUGAAUUUGUCGCGACUGCAAGUCAUGGUCCACAUAGUCUGCUCAGAAGAAAUUCAGCUUUAUGAACCAGUGUUCUGAUCAGCAUUACACUGACUCUAGCCGUAGCUCCUGUGCUCAAUCAUUUUGUAAACACCUCUUGCUAUCAUGUUUUGGGAACGGAUAUCAUGUGACAUUAAGGUGUCUUUAUUGUGAUAUUGUAAUGUUCAAGAUUUCAUAAAUUACCAAUCUGGUUAAAGUUUUCGAUACUGUGUCUCAGUUUGUGAAAUGAAGGAAGAUCUGUUCGGAGGUCCUCCAUUAAGUAUAGACGUGCACAUGACAGGUAUACUGGGUGACACAAAAAAGAUUAACAACCUUGAUUUGAUGUCUACAUACUUAGUGGAUGACCUAAAAGUGUCUUAAAUCUAUGUACCAAAGAACCUUUUAUAUCAAAAAAGGGUUUAUUAGUAAAAUAAUUUCCGGAA